CCACAACUUAAAGAAUGGCCGUUCGUUUGCUGUUGAGUGAUUUUACUGAUCGUGAUCAUCAUUAUGAUUUCACUCUGGAAAAUAUGCUCACCCGAAAACUCAUGUUCCGAUUUGAUCUCAAGUUAAUUCCGAAGAGUUUCAUCUGUCCAUUUUCUACAAAGCGAUCAUCAUCAAUUAAUGAUUUUAAUCUCAAUAAUACGGAAUUAAAAUUUAAAAAACCAGUCGAUGUAAAAUUCUCUCCUCAAUUUCAAUGUCUCAUCAUUUCCGAUGAGAAUGGACUCUAUUUUCUCAAUCAUAAGAAUGCAAGUUUGAUGAAAUUUGUGGCGGGAAAAGAUUUUGGAAGUUUGUGUGUUGAUUAUUGUGCUUCUGAUUGUGGAAAAUCAAAGGAUUAUUUGAUUGUUACGACACAGUUCAUUACUACUCAGAUUAGAAAGUAUGAUUUGGAGAAGAUAUUGUUUCAUUUCAAUGAUCAAUUGUGGAGGAGUGGUUUCGAAUGGAGCAAUUCUCAAUUGUGUAGAAUGAGUGGAAUUGCCUUUUCGAGGAGGAAUGCAAAGAGUGGAUCUUUGUUUGUUUCAGAUUGGACUUAUUGUUACAUGUUAAAUGCAGGAAAUGGAAAAGUAGUGACAAGAUUUCAUAUAUUCGAUAGCUCUCUACAAUACGAAAUGAGAAGACCCAUUCAUGGCAUUGAGUUUUACAAAGGUAAUUUAUGGCUUGUGGAGACUACUAAUGAUAUUUGCCAUAUUCAUCAAUUUAAAUGGGAAAAUAGCAAGUGGAAUAAUUUCAAAAUUCAUCAAUUUAAAUGCAAAGGUGCCACCUGUCGUGAUAUCAAGGUCAUUAAUGAAAAAUACUUGGCAAUCAGUGAUUCUAAAGGUAGAAUUCUCCUCUUUGAUUUGGUUGAUUUCAAAUUCCUUAGAAAGAGUCAAAUUACUAGUCAAGACAAAAUUACAAUGGAUGUAGGUCUGCAAGGAAUUUGUUUCAAUCCACUUUUAAAUGAAAUGUAUGCAUGUGACUUUGAAACUGAUAAAGUUCACAUUAUUUUGUGAUCAUUAUUC
Naegleria gruberi is the source of this 1052-nucleotide messenger RNA. RefSeq lists its product as uncharacterized. The transcript has 2 exons. The coding region runs from base 15 to 1043 and encodes 342 amino acids. The record is from RefSeq and is a predicted model, not a curated record. Lineage: Eukaryota; Heterolobosea; Eutetramitea; Acrasida; Naegleriidae.